AUGAGACAUUAAAGACCUCCUAUCCCAAAAUUCAAUUAUGAGUUCAUUAACCUAAAAGCUGAAAUGAAUUUAUUAGACGAAGUUCAACAUCUGAUUUUUAAAUUGAAUUUGGAUUUUGAGAUAGAAAAAAAAGCAAUUCGAAUAAUAAAAUAAACACCAUUACCUAAUAACCAAACAGCAGCACGUGCAGUUAUAUUAUAUUGCUUAAAAGAUUUUGGAAAGAAAUUACCCAAAGUUGAUAACAAAUUAGAAUAAAUGAUCAAAUAUAUAGAAAAAAAGCAGGCCAGUAAUUUCUCAUUUAUUUGUUAAAAAUUGGGAUUUUGUGAUUAAGUUUGUUAGAUUUGUGAAACCUUAAAGAAACAAUUAAAUUAAUUAAUUGGAAGAUUAGAAUAAAAUUUGUAAGUAGCUAUGACAGUAAAAAUAGCUGCUGAUAUUAUUUUCUUAUAAUAUGGAGGAUUAAAUACUCGAAUAUUAUCAGAUAUUACUUAGGUUAAUGAAGAGAAACUAAAGUCAUCUCUUAAUAGAAUUACUCCAUUCUCGGAAAAGAUCAUAUCAGAUCUAAUGAAUCAUUAUAAUGAAGAUACUCUCUGA
This is a messenger RNA of Paramecium sonneborni, 591 nucleotides long. The record is from the annotation of a GenBank genome assembly. Lineage: Eukaryota; Ciliophora; Oligohymenophorea; Peniculida; Parameciidae.